Messenger RNA from Loxodonta africana (African savanna elephant), 1941 nucleotides. It is a transcript of the gene CPNE6, whose product is annotated as copine 6. Lineage: Eukaryota; Metazoa; Chordata; Mammalia; Proboscidea; Elephantidae. The record is from RefSeq and is a predicted model, not a curated record. Gene Ontology annotation, biological process: cellular response to calcium ion. Gene Ontology annotation, molecular function: calcium-dependent phospholipid binding. The transcript is spliced from 15 exons. The coding region runs from base 1 to 1674 and encodes 557 amino acids. Gene Ontology annotation, cellular component: plasma membrane.
AUGUCGAACCCUGAGAUGGGAUGGGUGCCUGAGCCCCCAGCCAUGACACUGGGGGCCUCGAGGGUGGAGCUGCGGGUGUCUUGCCAUGGCCUCUUGGACCGAGACACACUCACCAAGCCCCACCCCUGCGUGCUGCUCAAGCUCUACUCUGAUGAGCAGUGGUUGGAGGUGGAGCGCACAGAGGUGCUGCGCUCCUGCUCUAGCCCCGUCUUCUCCCGGGUGCUGGCCCUCGAGUACUUUUUUGAGGAAAAGCAGCCCCUGCAGUUCCACGUAUAUGACGCUGAGGAUGGAGCCACCAGCCCCCGGAAUGACACCUUCCUCGGCUCUACGGAGUGCACCUUGGGCCAGAUUGUGUCACAAACCAAGGUCACUAAGCCAUUACUGCUGAAGAAUGGGAAGACAGCGGGCAAGUCCACCAUCACGAUUGUGGCCGAGGAGGUGUCUGGCACCAAUGACUAUGUGCAACUCAGCUUCAGAGCCCAUAAGCUGGACAACAAGGAUCUGUUCAGCAAGUCUGACCCUUUCAUGGAGAUCUAUAAAACCAAUGGAGAUCAGAAUGACCAGCUGGUCUGGAGGACUGAGGUGGUGAAGAACAACCUGAACCCCAGUUGGGAGCCCUUCCGCCUGUCCCUACACUCCCUAUGCAGCUGUGAUGUCCACCGGCCUCUCAAGUUCCUGGUGUAUGACUAUGACUCCAGUGGGAAGCAUGACUUCAUCGGCGAGUUCACCAGUAGCUUCCAGGAGAUGCAGGAAGGGACAGCAAAACCUGGGCAGGAGAUGCAGUGGGACUGUAUCAACCCCAAGUACCGGGACAAGAAGAAGAAUUACAAGAGCUCAGGAACCGUAGUGCUGGCCCAGUGCACGGUGGAGAAGGUACACACCUUCCUGGACUACAUAAUGGGCGGCUGCCAGAUCAGCUUCACGGUGGCCAUUGACUUCACCGCCUCCAAUGGGGACCCAAGGAGCAGCCAGUCCCUACACUGCCUCAGCCCCCGCCAGCCCAACCACUACCUGCAGGCCUUGCGUGCUGUUGGAGGUAUCUGCCAGGACUAUGACAGUGAUAAACGGUUCCCAGCAUUUGGCUUUGGGGCUCGAAUCCCCCCCAACUUCGAGGUGUCCCAUGACUUUGCUAUCAACUUUGACCCAGAAAAUCCUGAAUGUGAAGAGAUCUCGGGGGUCAUCAUUUCCUACCGUCGCUGCCUGCCCCAGAUCCAGCUCUAUGGUCCCACCAAUGUGGCUCCUAUCAUCAACCGCGUGGCUGAGCCAGCCCAGCGGGAGCAGAGCACUGGCCAAGCCACGAAGUACUCAGUGCUGCUUGUGCUCACGGAUGGCGUGGUGAGCGACAUGGCCGAGACCCGCGCUGCCAUCGUGCACGCUUCCCGCCUUCCCAUGUCCAUCAUCAUCGUGGGAGUGGGCAAUGCUGACUUCUCGGACAUGCGGCUGCUGGACGGCGACGACGGUCCCUUGCGCUGCCCCCGAGGGGUGCCCGCGGCCCGUGACAUCGUCCAGUUCGUGCCCUUCAGGGACUUCAAGGAUGCCCCACCCUCCGCGCUAGCUAAGUGCGUCCUGGCAGAGGUGCCGCGGCAGGUGGUGGAGUACUACGCCAGCCAGGGCAUCAGUCCUGGGGCUCCCAGGCCCUGCACACCGGCCAAGACCUCCAGCCCUAGCCCAUGACGCCACCCACCGGACAACACUCUCUCAGCCUCUCAGUGAGUCGGGAGGGCCCAAGGAGGUGGGGACUAGGGGAUGUCAGGUGGGCUCAGCUUGGCCGGGUGUGGUGCAGAAGGUGUUUAUGACUAUAUCACUCCUUCCCAGGUGCCUGUCCGGACCCUUGUGACUCGAGUGACCAGUGCCUCUGCCUCUUGGACAAGCUGUGCUCCUCUGGGUCCUGGAAGUGUAUGGUGGGCCCUGUCCCCACCUCCCCAGGCCCCACACCCCUCA